AUGCAAAAAUCAAAAAGUCUUCAAUUCUACGCGAAUGGGUCUCAAUCACCACCCAAACGUAUUUGUUGUUCGGGAAGUGUUGAUGAGAUUAAAGAUUUGAUCCACACCACUCGAAGCUCCCACUGGGAACCACCAUGGGCGUCAUGGCGGUGUCGUCUGGGACUGCCUUACGGAUGGGAACAAGCAAAGGAUAACGACGGGAACACUUAUUACAUAGACCAUUUGAAUCGAGCCACCACCUACACCGAUCCCAGAAAAACUCGGCCACCCGAUGGCAAGAGGACAGUUAGUAUUCGACGGGGGAAAGAUAUAGGAUUCGGAUUUGUGGCUGCUGGACAACUACCAACUAUUAUACAGUUUGUGUCGCCAGAAGGUCCAUCAGACGGUCUUCUAUUUGCCAAUGAUCAAAUUCUGGAGGUCAACGGAGCCAACAUGGAAAAUGAAUCAAAAGACAGCGUGGUGAAUGCGGUUCGAGCUACAAAAGACGAACUACAGAUUACUGUACAACAGCUACCUCAACGACCGAAAAGUUCGCGGAAAAAUUGUAAAGUUCGGUUUACGGAUCGAGUUUUGGUAUCAUCAAAUAACGAAAAUAAUUCCGACUUCCCACCUCUACUCCCAAACGUAUUGCGUGUGUAUUUGGAAAACGGACAGACGAGAUCAUUCAAAUAUGAUACGAAUACAACGGUUAGGAAUAUUCUGGAAAGUAUUCUCGAAAAACUUCAAAUCACCGCCAAAUCACACUUUUCACUGGCCGUUGAGUACUCGUUGGGAGCGAGAACAAGUCGGAUUAGUCUCUUGAGGCCGGAUUGUAAGAUUAAAUCGAUCGUGGACCUACCCAACUCGGAACACCUUCGAUGCGUCUUUCGUCUCUCGUUCGCCCCUGCCGACGCUUUUGUGCUCCUCUUAUCAGAUCCAAAAGCUCUAGAAUAUUAUUAUCAGCAAUGUGUGAAUGAUGUGGUCCGUGGCCGAUUUGCCAUGGAAAUGAGAUAUGAGGCCUGUAUCAGGCUCGCAGCACUGCACGUGCAACAGGUCGCCUAUGAUUGCAAUAUAUUGAAGGAGAACAACAAGGUGUCGGUGAAUCGAGUGGAAAGAGAAUACGGUUUGGGAACGUUCCUGCCAGCGAUUGUAUUAGAAAAUGUAAAGCGGAGAGAUGUGAGAAAACAUAUUCGAUUUUAUUUGAAAAGGGACAGUUCGAGAUUAGUGGAUUGUCUUGGGAAGCCAAGUGUCAGCAAUGGGUAUCCGCCUGAAUUGGAAGCUUGCACCUCCCAAUUCGCCAAUGAGCCUAGCAUGAUGGUCCGUCUCAAGUACAUCCACAUUGUCUCUCAUCUUCCAUCAUUUGGCGGACGGUCGUUUUGUGUGACAUUCAAAGAGUCUCAAAUUGAUAUGCUCAUGCAAGUGGAACCAAGAACUGGACUCUUGGUACGGCAUCCUGGGAAAUCUGGACAGCCAUCGAUAUCGAUUGGUUUUGAUUUAAUUGGAAAAUUGGUGGUUUGCAAGGAGACGGAUGUGGCUUCUAUGAUUAGUAUUCGAUUGGCUAGUAAUCCACAUCAAGGAUUAGAGUUUCUGGUUGAUAAGGAUGAUUUGGAUGAUUUGGUCAUGUAUAUCAUUGGGUAUCAUAAGAUAAUCUACGAGAAAGAUCUCGAGUGUGAAAUCGACGAUUCCCCACCGUGUGCUCGUGAGCUUCCCGACAAGGCGCCUCCCUACUCCGCAAUACAUACCGUAAUCAAAUCCGAUUGGAAUUAUUCAGAAAAUUCUGAAGCGACCCAAGAGAACGCUUUCGACCCAACAGAUGGUCCACCGAGCUAUGAAAUUGCCAAUUCUUUUGUUCAAAUUGCCUUUGGCAACGAUAAUGAAGCAGGAGAUGGGCAACAGUUGGACAAUUUACCCAAAUUUGAACCUAAAAAGCUGUUAAGAGCUACCGACUCAUUAUUGAUUAAAAAUUCGAGGGAAUUGCAUGCGAAAGAAAUUCAAAAUGAUCAGGAAUCAUCGGAUGCCGAGGAUUCUUCUUUUUCUUCCCCUCUCCGCUCGCCAAAUAUCGAUCGAUUAUGCGAUGGUAUUGAUUUAUUGAUGACUGGACCACCGGCUCGACGAGCAUCCAUUGAGACAUUGCUUCAGAAUAAUCAGAAUCCGAAUCAGAAUUUGGAAAGUUUGAUUUUACAAUUUCCAUCGAUUCCGGAUGAUGAGGAGGAGGAAGAAAGUAAUAUUGGAAUGGCUACGUCUACGACUACGGUAGUGGCAAAUGGAAAAUGCUAUCAAAAUGGGUCAGCUAGUAAGAAUAGCGACCAACACCAGCCACUAAUCUGCACUCCAGUGUCUUUUGGUGACUCAAUUGCUGCCAUCGACGAUGAUGUUCCACUACUUUGA
Molecule: messenger RNA, 2367 nt
Organism: Caenorhabditis briggsae
Lineage: Eukaryota; Metazoa; Nematoda; Chromadorea; Rhabditida; Rhabditidae
Gene: Cbr-frm-8
Product: Protein CBR-FRM-8
Exons: 10
Coding region: 1-2367 (788 amino acids)
Cellular component (GO): cytoskeleton
Molecular function (GO): protein binding
Source: RefSeq, a predicted model, not a curated record